Panthera uncia (snow leopard) is the source of this 2789-nucleotide messenger RNA. It is a transcript of the gene B3GALNT1, whose product is annotated as beta-1,3-N-acetylgalactosaminyltransferase 1 (globoside blood group). The coding region runs from base 1263 to 2258 and encodes 331 amino acids. Gene Ontology annotation, cellular component: membrane. The record is from RefSeq and is a predicted model, not a curated record. The transcript is spliced from 5 exons. Gene Ontology annotation, molecular function: N-acetyl-beta-D-glucosaminide beta-(1,3)-galactosyltransferase activity. Lineage: Eukaryota; Metazoa; Chordata; Mammalia; Carnivora; Felidae.
CCGGGCCGGGUCCCGUGUGGCGAUCGGAAGCCUUGGAGACCCCAGUGCUGGGUGGCGGGCUCGGCCCUGGGAUUCGCUUCUCCUGGAACGGCAGUUGCGGGCCCCGCGAGGCCAGGAGACGGGCAGGGCGGUGCCGCCCACUCCGGCCCUCUCGCGGAGCGCGGCCGGGGUUGCGCGGGAGCAGCCGCGUCCUGGGGCUCCGGCCACUGCAAAGAGCGGCUGCCGGAUCCCGUUCGCCUGGGGAAGAAGGGGCCUGGCGGGGCCGUGGGCGACACUGAGGGGCGGUGGGACGUGUAGCGGGCCCAGGCCGCGGCCGCAAGGAGCACUCUGCCCUGCCUGCUCUGCCCUAGGGCGCAGCCCCCGGAUCUCCGUCUCUCUGGGCCUCUCUGGCGACCAAGUCGGGGAGCAGCCCGGGGAGCAUUGGCCGCGGCGGCGAGGGACAGGACGCGGAGACGCCGACUUGUGUCUCAGUGUCGGUGGAUUUCCCGGCAGGCCCGGGACGAACGCAUUCCCAAGGCGCUGGGGAAGGGCCUGGGAAUCGAAUUAUGAAAUGCGGGAGCGUUCUUCUUCAUGGGGAGGGUUUGCGAGGAAGCUCGACCUAAGGAGGAGAAUGGGCGAAUUGGGCAGAGAGAAAAGGAAAUCCCGAGGAGCUAGGGCACGCGAUUUAUAGGAGGCGAUCUUAACGGGCAUACAGGCAUUUUAAAAGAAAUCUGAGGUAUGCAAUGGAGUCUCACUUUUCCAAGCAGUAAGGAAUGAUGCCAGCAGCAAGCACGCGUUGCAUUCCUAUUUCCUUCUCUUCCACUCCUCAUUGCUGGACUAGGAGGGAGAUUUGCAAGGCCGAGAUGGUUUUCUUUUACUCUGUGUUUUGCAAAUAGUACCAGCGUUUACAAGGUGGCUGCCUCGUUAGGGAAAGCUACAUCCGAGGAAUAAAUUACCAAACCGUAUCUUUUUUUUUUUUUCCUGUUUUCAGAGUUUUCCUAGGUUCUCUCCAGACCGAGUCAUCUUGUUGCCUCUUUUCACGAGCUCUGUCACGUGGCUCUUUCAGACUGCCCACCCCUGGGUGCAGAGGCAUGCAUCUUAUAGGCAGUAUAAUGGCAGAAUUUUAAGCCACGUUGAGAAUCUCUUUCAGGAGAAAUUUCAAGCAUUAUUUUUGACUACUACAUACUACUGACUGUUCGGUUGGUGAAAUUGAAGAUCUUUCACUCAGAAGAAAUAAAUCAAGAAGGAGAACCUCAGGCUCGUGUGCUUCUGAGCUGCUGUGGAUGGCCCUGGCUCUCUUGGCCACUCUUCCGAGUAGGAUGUCACUGAGAUCCCUCAAAUGGAGCCUCCUGCUGCUAUCCCUCCUGAGUUUUCUUGUGAUGUGGUACCUCAGCCUGCCCCACUACAAUGUGAUAGAACGUGUAAACUGGAUGUACUUCUAUGAGUAUGAGCCAAUUUACAGACAAGACUUUCGCUUCACACUUCGAGAGCAUUCAAACUGCUCUCAUCAAAACCCUUUUCUUGUCAUCCUGGUGACCUCACACCCUUCAGAUGUGAAAGCCAGACAGGCCAUUAGAGUUACUUGGGGUGAAAAAAAAUCUUGGUGGGGAUAUGAGGUUCUUACAUUUUUCUUACUAGGCCAGCCGGCCGAAAAGGAAGACAAAGUGUUAGCAUUGUCCUUAGAGGAUGAGCACAUUCUUUAUGGUGACAUAAUACGACAAGAUUUUUUAGACACGUAUAAUAAUCUGACCUUGAAAACAAUUAUGGCAUUCAGGUGGGUAACUGAGUUUUGCCCCAAUGCCAAGUACAUCAUGAAGACAGACACUGAUGUUUUCAUCAAUACUGGCAACUUAGUGAAAUAUCUUUUAAGUGUAAACCAUUCAGAGAAGUUUUUCACAGGUUAUCCUCUAAUCGAUAAUUAUUCCUAUAGAGGAUUUUACCAAAAAGCCCAUAUUUCGUACCAAGAGUAUCCCUUCAAGGUGUUUCCUCCCUACUGCAGUGGGUUGGGUUAUAUAAUGUCCAGCGAUUUGGUGCCAAGAAUCUAUGAAAUGAUGAGUCACGUAAAACCCAUCAAGUUUGAAGAUGUUUAUGUUGGGAUCUGUUUGAAUUUAUUAAACGUGGACAUCCAUAUUCCAGAAGACACAAACCUUUUCUUUUUAUAUAGGAUCCAUUUGGAUGUCUGUCAACUCAGACGUGUGAUUGCAGCUCAUGGCUUUUCUUCCAAGGAGAUUAUCACAUUUUGGCAGGUUAUGCUAAGGAAUACCACAUGCCAUUAUUAAUUUGACAAAAGCCUAGAGAAAGACAGGAUACUCUGUGGAAAGUAUUAAUAUUACUGUAAAAUGUCCAAUGGAAAACUCAUGGGAAGGUCACUGUGUUGAGUUACACUGAACUGAGACUCAUGAAGAACGCACAGACUGGGGACUGGAGGGUCACACUUUGAUUUACCUAGACCAAAACCAAGUCAGGCCCUUUAAAGGUGAUUGUAAGAGGAAUUAAACACCUUAUAAAGGAAUCGGGGAUUUUUGUUAAUAAAACGAAUAGGGCCAAACUGUUUGAACGUGCCAUUCUGUAGGCUAGAACUUGUUAAAAGGGUUUCAUUGAAUUAUAAGCUCAUUAGUCCAUAACAUCGAAGCAAUGGGGAGCUCUACUCAUUGAGCAGUCUAGUCUGUUAAGGGUUUUGUGUAUAUCUGACAUGGAUUACCAGUUUUUAAAAAUACAUAGUUCUUUGUAAAAAACUGAAGUUACACUGAACAAAAUUUCAUCCGUUUUGGUCAUUCAGAAGGUACUUCAAGAUGUUACAGCAUUUCACA